CCUCAGCGGGGCCGUCCCCGGCAGGUGGAUGCCGCCUCCCCUUCGCCGGCCCGUCCCGUCCCCUGCGCGGCUCCGCGCCGCCUCUUGCCGCCGCCCCGCUCCGCUCCCAGCUGACGGGGGCAGCCCCUUGUUUACUGGCCAGGGAGCGGCCGCCAGCCCGGCCUGCGCUGGAAGGGGCCGCCGGGCCGGGGCCGAUCCCGCCGGGCUGGGCGCUAUAAAGGGGGCCGCGGUGCCCUCCGGGUCUCUCCCCGACGAUGCGAAGCUGCGCCCGGCCCCCGCGCCCGCCCCGCGGCCUCUGAUUCGCCCCCGCCGGGCCGCGCCGAGCCGCGGCGGCUGCAGCAGCACGCGGGCGAUGGGAGCGAGAGCGGCGGCGGCGGCGCUGGCCGUGGCCGUGGUGCUGGCGGCCUGGUGCGGCCGCAGCCGCGGCGAGAUUUGCAGAAGCAUGGACAUUCGCAACAACCUGACCCGCCUGAACAUGCUUGAGAACUGCACUGUGAUCGAGGGCCACUUGCAAAUCUUGCUGAUGUUUAAAACCAAGCCUGAAGAUUUCCGCGAGCUCAGCUUCCCCAAGCUGACGAUGAUCACAGACUACUUGCUUCUCUUCCGAGUGUAUGGCCUAGAGAGUUUGAAGGGACUUUUCCCCAACCUCACUGUGAUUCGAGGAACUCACCUGUUUUUUAACUACGCACUGGUCAUUUUUGAGAUGGUUCACCUGAAGGAGAUCGGCCUCUACAACCUGAUGAACAUCACUCGAGGCGCCGUGCGGAUCGAGAAGAACAACGAGCUGUGUUACUUGUCCACGAUCGACUGGUCAAGGAUUUUGGAUUCUGUGGAAGAUAAUUACAUCGUGGCCAACAAGGAUGACAAGGAGGAGUGUGGAGAUGUGUGUCCAGGGACGGUGAAAGGGAAGAGCAACUGUCCACCCACGGUGAUAAAUGGCAUUUUCAUUGAACGCUGCUGGACCCACGAUCGCUGUCAGAGAGUUUGUCCACCUGCCUGCAAGUCCCAGGGCUGCACCUCAGAGGGUCAGUGCUGUCACAGCGAAUGUCUCGGGGACUGCACCGAGCCAAACGACCCUGAGAAAUGUGUGGCCUGCCGCAACUUCUACCUUGAAGGCAGAUGCGUGGACACCUGCCCCCCGGGUUACUAUCGCUUCGAGGGCUGGCGGUGUGUGACCUUCAGCUUCUGCCAGGAGCUGCACAACAAGUGCAAAAACGCCAGGGAGUCGGGCUGUCACGUUAUCCACAACAACGAGUGUGUUCAUGAGUGCCCCUCGGGGUACAUCAUGAAUUCCAGCAACUUGCACUGUACACCCUGUGCAGGGCCCUGCCCAAAGGUCUGUGACUAUGGGAAGGAGAAGACGAUCGAUUCGGUGACGUCGGCACAGGAGCUGCGCGGCUGCACAGUUAUUAACGGCAGCUUAGUUAUAAAUAUCCGUGGAGGAAAUAACAUAGCAGCUGAGCUAGAAGCAAAUCUUGGCUUGAUAGAGGAAAUCUCAGGUUAUCUAAAAAUUCGCCGCUCUUAUGCCUUGGUUUCUCUUUCUUUUUUUCGUAAACUUCAUCUGAUUAGAGGGGAAACACUUGAAGCUGGGAAUUAUUCAUUUUAUGCCUUGGACAACCAGAACCUUCGCCAGCUCUGGGACUGGAGUAAACACAACCUCACUAUUGCACGAGGCAAACUCUUCUUCCACUACAAUCCCAAACUGUGUUUGUCCGAAAUCCACAGGAUGGAGGAGAUCUCUGGGACAAAGGGGCGUCAGGAGAGGAAUGACAUAGCCCUGAAGACAAAUGGUGAUCAAGCCUCAUGUGAAAAUGAACUGCUGAAGUUUUCUUCCAUUAGAACCUCUCAUGACAAGAUCCUGCUGAAGUGGGAGCCCUACUGGCCUCCUGAUUUCCGGGAUCUCCUGGGGUUUAUGCUUUUUUACAAGGAAGCGCCCUACCAAAACGUGACCGAGUUUGAUGGCCAAGAUGCUUGUGGGUCGAAUAGCUGGACAGUUGUGGAUGUUGACCCACCCCCAAGAUCAAAUGAGCCUAAAGCCCAGGCCCAGCCAGGUUGGCUUCUGAGGGGCUUGAAGCCAUGGACACAGUAUGCUGUGUUUGUUAAAACUCUGGUCACCUUCUCUGACGAGCGAAGAACGUACGGCGCAAAGAGUGAAAUCAUCUACGUGCAGACUAACGCCACUGUCCCGUCAGUCCCAUUAGAUCCGAUAUCUGUUUCCAACUCUUCAUCCCAAAUCAUUCUGAAGUGGAAGCCACCCUCAGAGCCCAAUGGGAACAUCACACACUACCUGGUGUUCUGGCAGCAGCAGGCAGAAGAUAGUGAGCUUUAUGAACUUGAUUACUGCUUAAAAGGAUUAAAACUGCCCUCAAGGACAUGGUCUCCUCCUUUUGAAUCUGAAGACCCUCAGAAGUAUAAUCAAAGUGAGAAUGAGGAUGUCAGUGGAGAAUGUUGUUCCUGUCCUAAAACAGACUCUCAGAUACAAAAGGAGCUGGAGGAAUCCGCCUUCCGCAAGACGUUUGAGAACUAUCUUCACAAUGAGGUUUUUGUCCCCAGGCCAUCGAGAAAACGACGAGACCUUGGCUCCGUGGCAAAUGCCACUGUGGUGAUUCCCACCAUUGCAUCCUCUCCAAACAAUUCUGCAGCAGGGGCUGAAAACACUGAGGAACAGAAACCUUUUGAAAAGGUGAAGUCCAAGGAGUCUCUGGUUAUCUCAGGGCUGAGGCAUUUCACGGGCUAUCGCAUCGAGCUCCACGCCUGUAACCACGACGCUCAGGAGUCCCGCUGCAGCGUUGCAGCUUAUGUCAGUGCCAGGACCAUGCCAGAAGCUAAGGCUGAUGACAUCGUUGGUCCUGUGAGCCACGAGCUGAUUGAGAAAAAUACCGUGCAUUUGAAAUGGCAAGAGCCAAAGGAGCCAAAUGGCCUCAUUGUGCUGUACGAGGUGAAUUACGGUCGUCUUGGGGAGACAGAGGAAGCUCACUACUGCGUGUCCCGAAAGCAUUUUGCCAGCGAGCAGGGCUGCAAGCUGCGGGGGCUGCAGCCUGGGAACUACAGCGUCCGCAUCCGAGCAACGUCGCUGGCUGGAAACGGCUCGUGGACAGAACCCACUUACUUUUAUGUGGCUGAUUAUUUGAACGCUCAGCCCAAUAUUGCUGUUAUAAUUGUUCCAAUUAUCUUUGCCAUAAUAAUUGCUGGAAUUAUUGGAGCAGCUUAUGUGCUUGUGAAAAAGAGACAAACCGAAGGACCAACUGGGCCACUCUACGCAUCCUCCAACCCCGAGUAUCUCAGCGCCAGUGAUGUCUAUGUCCCUGAUGAAUGGGAGGUCCCACGAGAGAAGAUCGCUCUGCUCAGAGAGCUGGGACAGGGCUCCUUUGGGAUGGUCUAUGAAGGCAUUGCCAAGGACAUAGUGAAGGGAGAGCCAGAGACCAGAGUGGCUGUGAAAACUGUAAACGAGUCAGCCAGCCUCCGCGAGCGCAUCGAGUUCUUAAACGAAGCUUCUGUGAUGAAAGGGUUCAGCUGCCAUCAUGUGGUUCGCCUCCUGGGGGUGGUCUCCAAAGGGCAACCUACUCUGGUGGUCAUGGAGUUAAUGGCACAUGGAGACCUGAAAAGUUACCUUCGCUCUUUGAGACCUGAUGCUGAGAAUAACCCUGGUCGCCCCCCACCCACGCUGAGGGAGAUGAUCCAGAUGGCUGCAGAGAUCGCCGAUGGCAUGGCUUACCUCAACGCCAAGAAGUUUGUUCACAGAGACCUCGCAGCCCGUAACUGUAUGGUUGCAGAAGACUUCACUGUGAAGAUUGGAGACUUUGGCAUGACCAGAGACAUCUAUGAGACAGAUUAUUACCGUAAAGGAGGCAAAGGGCUGCUGCCAGUGCGGUGGAUGGCACCCGAGUCCCUGAAGGAUGGUGUUUUCACUGCUUAUUCUGACGUGUGGUCAUUUGGUGUUGUCCUCUGGGAAAUCAGCAGUUUGGCAGAGCAGCCCUACCAGGGACUCUCCAACGAACAGGUGCUAAAGUUUGUCAUGGAUGGAGGAUACCUGGAUCAGCCAGACAACUGCCCAGAGAGGCUGCAAAGCCUGAUGCAGAUGUGCUGGCAGUACAACCCCAAAAUGCGCCCCACCUUCAUCGAGAUCAUCGAGAUGCUGAAGGAGGACCUGCACCCCAGCUUCCACGAGGUCUCGUUCUUCUACAGCGAGGAGAACAAACCUCUGGAAACAGAGGAGUACGAGAUGGACUUUGAGAACAUGGAGAGCAUUCCCCUGGAUCCCUCCUCCUACUCCCAGAGAGACAAAGUCCUGGGGCGGGACAAUGGACCCUCCAUGGCCCUCAAGGGGAACUACGAAGAGCACAUCCCUUACACUCACAUGAACGGUGGCAAGAAAAACGGGCGGAUUCUCUCCAUGCCCAGGUCAAGCCCUUCCUAACGCUUCCUGUUUGGCCCAAGCCUUGUGUCUUGCUUCUUUUUCCCCACCCCUACCCCGUCCACAGAUCUCAGGACUCUCGUUGUUGCUGCCACAGUGUAUGACACACAUCAACAAACACUUCAGUUUUAAUCAUCAUGAUUAAUACCUUCUUUUCUUCUUCUUCUACUUCUUCUUCUUCCUCUUCUUCUUUUGUUGCCAAGUUGACUGGUUGUCAGUGGACUUAUCUGUGAACAUAAAUGGAAGAGGUUUCCAUGGCUGCUGUCCCUUCUGUAACCAUGGCUUCAAAACAGGAAGCGCCCGUUGUCAGCUCAGCCGAAGGAGGAGCCACGUUUGCCAACAAGAGACGUGAAUUUGCUGGGUUCUGAGCUGCAGAGCAAAGCUGCUGCGAGACAAAAAGCAUCUCCAGCAGAACCCCAGGCUUUCAGGGAUGACUCUUCACAGACAGCUGAAGGAUCCCACACGUCAGUCGGACGCGCCAAACCCUCACAUUGACCAAUAGCUGCUGCUUUCAUACUUCUUCAAAGGGGUUCGGUCCCAGGGGUGUGUGUGUGUGGGUGUGUGUGCAGUAUAUCUCUGUGGGGUGUAUCUGUGCAGCAAAAUAUACACUUGUGGGUUUUGUACAGAAGUUUUGUAUGUUCUCACAGAAGCUUUUCCUCCUCUGCACAAGUGUGUACUUACCUGGGCCGACUGCUUGGGUUUUUUCCUUCCCGUUUCCCUGGUGAAUCCUGAACAGAUUAUUUUUAUACUGUGGACUCUUGGGAGUAGAUUUUCUCUCAUCACCAAAUGAGGAAAAUGUGCUGGGAGCCAAAGGAGCAGAAAUCUGAGAUUUGUGGGUACUUUGAAGACCAAACGGAGUCGGAGCCCCCGACCUGAGACAGUUCCCGUCCCCACACCACUGAGGAUAUAUAUUGUCUGUUGUAACAUAUUUAAAAAACCACAAAUGUUCUUUAGGUUAAAUUUUAACUUCAUGUAAAUUAUUGACUGUUUAUGGGGAGGGGAGAAUCUGGGGGAUUGUUUGGUCUUAAAGUGGUCCAAAGAUUUCAGAAUGAACUCGUAGCUGAUGGCCGUUCUGGGAGCCGACGCUCGUGUUGAGUUUGUACUUGACGAGGCUCUCGUACAGUUUGUACAAAUGCAGUCAGCUGGCCCCAGUCAAAGCCCUGAGAUACAGCAGAGUUGGGACUUCACUUGGUUGCUGGGGGCUGCAGGACACCAGAAGAGCCCAAUCCCGAGUCCUGCUGCUCUUUUGCCUCCGUGGCCGUUGCGUUGCCGCAGGAGCAGCCGGCGGGAGAGGACGAGCAAGAACUCAAACGAAAAGUAAAGACACACUAAAGCUGAUGUACAGGGGAAGAGAGAGCACGAGGCUCGAGGCUCUGCACGUGGAGCAGAAGCUGAAUGUGACUGUGGUGAGCUCCCUGCUGCCUGUGUGCUGCUGCUCAGGCGUCUGGCCUUGUGCUGCCUGCAGGCCUUUGGUGUUCCCCGGAGGUGCCCGUGCUGCGUCCCACAGGCUUCCCGGGACACGGGCAUCAGCCACUGCUUUCAGUUCUUUGGGAUGUCAGCCUUCAUCUUCUGGACUGUGCUUUGUUCUUGCUGCUGUUUGCAUAAAAGAGCUGAUUAGUGUGAGGUGUUAGAAAAUCAUUGUGAAAACUAAAGGUGUCUCGUAGCGGUGAGGAGCGUGCUGGCCUGGAGAAGGGCUAAAGCAGGAGGUGAAGCAAUGGAUGUUAUGGGUCCCUGCAAUACAGGAGGUGGUUUUGAAAGGGGAGGGAGAUGCUCUGUCUCCUGUGCUUUUCCUCCUGGAGAGGUCCAAGAGCCACCUUUGUGCUUUCUGCCAGGAAAAGAACACGGUUCUCCUGCCACGGUGAGAGCGGGAAGGCCGAGGUGGGGCAUGGUGUCCCAUCACCUGCUGAGCUGCUGUGUGGUGUCCCAUCACCUGCUGAGCUGGUGUGUGGUGUCCCAUCACCUGCUGAGCUGGUGUGUGGUGUCCCAUCAUCUGCCCAGCUGCUGUGUGGUGUCCCAUCAUCUGCCCAGCUGGUGUGUGAUGCUCCAUCAUCUGCCCAGCUGCUGUGUGGUGUCCCACCAUCUGUCCAGCUGCUGUGUGGUGUCCCACCAUCUGCUGAGCUGCUGUGUGGUGUCCCACCAUCUGCUGAGCUGCUGUGUGGUGUCCCAUCACGUGCUGAGCUGCUGUGUGGUGUCCCACCAUCUGCUGAGCUGCUGUGUGGUGUCCCAUCACGUGCUGAGCUGCUGUGUGGUGUCCCACCAUCUGUCCAGCUGGUGUGUGAUGCUCCAUCAUCUGCUCUCUCCCCACAGCUGAUGGUGAGGGGCUGAGUGUGGAGCGAAGGGCCGCUGUGGCCAAACUCGGGGAGGAGGCUGGGCCCAGUGCUCCCCCUUGGGCCUGGGCACUGGGUAAAGCUGGUCAGUUGGGACAAAGACAGAGGGUGCAGCUUGUUUGUGCCAUUAGGUGGAAAACACACAGUCCAGGGGUAAGAACCUUCGACUUCAAAAGGCCUCGUUUACGUUUCCUCUGCUUUACACGGCAGUAACUGCUGAGCAGCUCUGUGCUACGCUGCAGGAGGGGAGGCACCUUCUCACACUUUUCUAAGGAAGAGAAGUUUUUCUUAUUAGAAUUUUUUAAUUUAUUUUAAUAUAUAAAACACUGUAAAAAAAAAAACCACAACAAAAAACCCACCAAGCAGUUUGUUCUCCAGACACACAGAGCGUGUGGAGCUGUGUCCGUGACACCUCGGCGGGUGCGUGUGGGGAGGUGAUGUUUGUCCUGUUCUGGUGCAGUCUACCUCAGUGUUUCUUAAGGAUGUUUUUAAUACUACACACCUCUCAACCUGUUGAAAUAUUCUGGUCUGGACCUAUUGUGGAUCAGGGAAGAUCAAUGCCAGCUGAUUCCAAUCCUAGGGACCAUUCAGCGAAGGGAAGGGGGAGGAGAAUGGCUCGUCGCUGUGGCACUGACCUGAGCAGGAGUGACCAAAGGCUCCAAGUGGGAUGUGAUAUUCUGAUCUCAUGCUCUAAAUGCUGUUGUGAUUAAAAAGGAGAAAAAAAAGGAUGAAAGAGCAAUCUAAAUGUUUGGACUUCAGUGAAGUCACGCCCAGAGCACAGCCUUGUGCAGCAGGAUGGGGCAGCCCGUGCUGUGGGGGUCUGACUGGGCUGUCUGUCAAAGCCAGAGUCCUCCCAGAAUGAGCAGUUCCUGUUGGUGACACGUUAACUUAUGGUGACCAUCACUGUGGGAAUGGAAGAUCUUUCUGAUACACCAGGCACUGGGACCUCGUUUGGGGUCUGGCAAUGAAUGGAGCUGGUGUUGGCUGGGCCUGUCGCUGCCUGCACGGGACUGUCAGCCCUCGGCUCGCUGAAGGGAAUCCACGUUUUGCUUUGUGGACAGGGAGUCCCCUCACAGCCCUCACACUCAUCAUCACUCUGCACUAAGCCCAGCAGUUCUUUAUACCCAGGACUGUGCAUCAAGGUUGCUCCAGUCAUCCUUUCCAUGUUGUGCCAAGGAGAAAGAAACACGUGGUCCUAGUAGUGAGGAUAGAGGGGUUUCCCCCUUUUAAAACCCUCCCACUAGUGAUUGCCACUCGUGGCUGUUACAAGAUUACAGUUGCUUAACUGUAGGAUGAGGAAGAAUAAGUGAACAUCACCUGUAAAGCCUGGCUGUCACCUCUGGGAAAUCCUUUCAGCCCAGAGCUCUGGUCUCUGUUGCUGGGGCUGCCCAGGUCCCUCACUUGCAUCCCAGUGACCUGUUUCAGGGGCUGUGUGUGAGCUGACAUGGCCCAGGCAGUGCAAGCAGGUGCUGCCCCUUCCUCAGCAGGAGCUGCUGCCGUUUGCUCCAUCCAGAUCCUGGUCAGGGUGAGGAUGCAGCAGAAGCACAAGCGCUCGCUGCUGCUGCUCCAGAGGAGCCGAGUGCCAGGGUGGGGAAGCAGGGGGAAGGGCUGGAGGAGAGCAGCCACCACUGGCAGGUGGGAAGCUCACUCUUUUCUUGAGGUGGUAGUUGUUAGAGGGUUGGAUCUUGCCCUUGGUGGGCAGAGAACUGCCUGCUUGCAGCACAGGGCAGCAGGAGAGCCCCUUGAGGCUCUCAAGGAGCAGCUGGAACAGCCUGCACACAGUCUGGGAGAGGGAGAGCACCAGCAACUGGCCAGAACUCGGCUUUCCCUAAAGCUGGUGAAGCAGGAGGUCUAAGAAAAGGGCUUUCUGUGCUCUGCUCCCUUUUCACUGAGCAGAUGUUGGAAGCUUGAGGCUGGAGAGGUUCCUCAGAAGCGUUUGUACAUUCAGUUCAGUCGCCAUGGCCUGGACACCUCUUGCAGCUCUGGUACCUCUCCUGCAGGAGCGCCCGGCGCUGCCAAGCUUGGCUCCAGGGCACAGACCUGUCUUUGCUCAGCUGCUUGUAAAUACUCUGUUGUGUUGUAAAAUAGAAGAGCUCAUAACAAACUCUGGGCCAGCAAUGGGUUGGGAAGGGUGAUAUUGCAUUGCAAGGAGGAGGCUUUGUGUUGAUCACAGAGGCGUUGGUGUGGCAGAGGCUGCUCUCCAGUUGCUAAAGGACACCCUCUGUAUGGGCAGUUUCUCUCUUUCCUCCUGGCUGCCUAUUGUGGUGAUGAGAUACUUUGCUCCAUUUUAGCCUGUUGCAUAUAAUGUUGGUAUCUCUUUGAAAAUACAGAUGUCAAAGUGUCUGCCUGAGUUGUGGAGCUGAGCUGAGAUGGGGUGCAGGGGGGCAGACAGGGAGCAGCAGGGUGCUGGGAUGGUUCUCCUGCGUUUCGGGGGAGGGACAGAGGCAACCGAGAUCCCUCUUAAUGUGGCUGUGAUACAAAGAUGGACCCUGAGGUGUUCUGGGCCCUCUGCUGUGAGCAGUGAUUGCUGAUACCAAGACUGGAACCUCGUUUUCUUUACAAGUCAGAAAGUAAUGUCUUUGUGCCAUAAAACCCUUGCUCUCAAGGCUGUGCUGGGUGCUCCUGUGAUCUGUGUGAGAGCGGUUCAGAGCCUGGAGUGAGCAAGAAGCUGCAGAUAAAAACCUUCUGAUCCUCUGGCUGUGCCCCAGCCUCCCUCCCAGCCCUUGGGGACACUCACAGGAGCCCUUUCCCCUGCACCAAAGAGCCACUGUCCCUCGUAGUCCAGGGAAAGGAGCUGUGGAAUGGCUUGGAAUCAAGAAACAGCUGCUUCAGAAAUACAUGAAAAUAAGAUUAGUUUGGUAUUUGUAUGAACUUGAUUUGAAUUUGGCCUUUUUAUUACCUUUCUGCUUGGCUCUGCCUUGACUCUGCUUGGAUUCUGUGUGUGAAUGUUGGUGUAGGAGCAUUAACGUGUUCAACCUGUUCUGUCCUGGCUUUGCCUUGCCUUGAGCAUCACAAGGGCAAAGCCAGUUGUACAGCUGACUUUUGGAAGAACCUGGGUGUUCCAAAGCAAUCCUGAAGCUCCCAUUUUUAGCAAACCUGCUGUCAUUACAUGUGUAUUUCUUGCUUGUCCUUCUUGUAAGUCAGCACUUACUCUUGCAGUUUCAGCAAAUUAACUGCAGCACAAUGCAAGCUAUGAGGGGACAGGCAGAGAAAUGACUUUUUAACUGUUGUAUAAUAAAGCUAGCAUUAACUCCUA
Messenger RNA from Colius striatus (speckled mousebird), 9997 nucleotides. RefSeq names its product insulin receptor (gene INSR). Gene Ontology annotation, molecular function: insulin receptor activity; ATP binding; phosphatidylinositol 3-kinase binding. Gene Ontology annotation, cellular component: axon; membrane; insulin receptor complex. NCBI's taxonomy places the organism in Eukaryota, Metazoa, Chordata, Aves, Coliiformes, Coliidae. The record is from RefSeq and is a predicted model, not a curated record. Gene Ontology annotation, biological process: protein autophosphorylation; cell surface receptor protein tyrosine kinase signaling pathway; glucose homeostasis.